Bombyx mandarina (wild silkworm) is the source of this 3477-nucleotide messenger RNA. It is a transcript of the gene l(2)37Cb, whose product is annotated as DEAH-box helicase 16 lethal (2) 37Cb. Gene Ontology annotation, molecular function: helicase activity; RNA binding; ATP binding. Gene Ontology annotation, cellular component: intracellular anatomical structure; catalytic step 2 spliceosome. NCBI's taxonomy places the organism in Eukaryota, Metazoa, Arthropoda, Insecta, Lepidoptera, Bombycidae. The record is from RefSeq and is a predicted model, not a curated record.
AAAAUGGAUAAAAAGAGACGAUAUUCAUCAUCAAGUUCUGAUAGCGCUGAAGAUGACCGAAUUCAAGAUCUCAGAGAACGGGAUGAAUUCGCAAAAAGAUUAAAGAAACGAGACGAAGAAAAAAUAAGAAAAAUAACAGAGGGGAAAAAAUCAUACGAAGAGGCUGCAAAAAAGUUAAAAAUUGAAGCAGAAGACCGCGACAAGUUACUACCGAAACUUCGUGUACAGUCUCGUCGCAAAUAUUUAGAGAAAAGAAAAGACGACAAAGUUGUAGAAUUAGAAGCUGAUAUUGCCGACGACGAGUAUCUGUUUGAUGAGAGAAUCCUAACAAAAAGAGAAAAAGAAGAAAGGGAACACAAGAAAACUUUAUUACAAUUAGCUAAAGAACAUGAAAAAGCAAGAGAGUUAGAAAAUGUUCAAAGAUAUCAUAUGCCUCGGGACUUGGGGAAAGGGGAAAAAGGUGAAUAUGUUGAAGUUGAUGAAAAUGAGAGGUUGCCACAUUCUGAACAGCAAAAAUGGGAACAAGAACAAAUUAAAUCUGCUUUCUUUAAAUUUGGUGCAAAAGAUGCUAAAGCUACAAAUGAAUAUGAUUUAUUACUGGAUGAACAAAUUGAUUUCAUACAGGCUCUUAAAAUGGAAGGUUCUGAAGACAAAAAGGAAAAGUCAGAAAUAUCAGAAUAUCAAAAAAUUCGAAUGACCAUUGAAGAAACAAAAAAAUCACUUCCAAUAUAUGCGUUUAAACAAUCACUUAUUGAAGCCAUACAAAAUUAUCAAAUUCUAAUUGUAGAAGGUGAGACAGGAUCUGGCAAAACAACACAAAUACCUCAAUAUCUCCAUGAAGCUGGUUUCACUAAAGAUGGGAAAAAAAUUGGGUGUACACAACCUAGGAGAGUAGCUGCUAUGUCAGUUGCUGCAAGAGUUGCACAAGAAAUGAACGUAAAACUGGGAAAUGAAGUUGGUUAUAGUAUAAGAUUUGAAGAUUGCACAUCUGAUAGAACAGUAAUAAAGUACAUGACAGAUGGAACUCUUCAUAGAGAGUUUCUAUCAGAACCUGAUCUAGCCUCAUACAGUGUAAUGAUCAUUGAUGAAGCUCAUGAACGUACCUUACAUACAGAUAUAUUAUUUGGUCUUGUAAAAGAUAUAACCAGAUUUAGACCUGAUUUAAAAUUGCUUAUAUCCAGCGCAACAUUGGAUGCUGAGAAAUUUUCAACAUUCUUUGAAGAUGCCCCAAUUUUUAGAAUCCCGGGAAGGAGAUUUCCUGUGGACAUCUAUUACACAAAGGCACCCGAAGCAGAUUAUGUAGAUGCUUGUGUUGUAUCAGUAUUACAGAUUCAUGCCACACAACCUCUUGGUGAUAUAUUGGUUUUUUUAACAGGACAAGAAGAGAUUGAAACAUGUGUUGAAAUGUUACAAGAAAGGACGAAGCGUAUAGGCAAAAAACUGCGCGAGCUUUUAAUAUUACCAGUAUAUGCCAAUUUGCCUAGUGACAUGCAAGCUAAAAUCUUUGAACAAACUCCUGAAGGAGCUAGAAAAGUCGUUCUUGCUACAAAUAUAGCUGAAACUUCAUUGACAAUUGAUAAUAUUAUAUACGUAAUAGACCCAGGUUUUGCCAAACAAAACAACUUCAAUUCCAAGACUGGCAUGGAAAGUUUAAUUGUUGUUCCCAUUUCUAAAGCAUCAGCAAAUCAACGAGCUGGACGAGCCGGAAGGGUUGCUCCUGGAAAAUGUUUUAGAUUGUACACAGCCUGGGCAUAUAAAUAUGAAUUAGAAGAUAAUACUGUACCAGAAAUUCAGAGAAUAAAUUUAGGAAAUGCAGUUCUCACUUUAAAAGCUUUAGGCAUCAAUGAUCUAAUACAUUUUGAUUUUUUGGAUCCACCACCGCAUGAAACAUUAGUUUUGGCUUUAGAACAACUUUACGCUCUGGGUGCACUUAAUCAUCAUGGAGAGUUAACAAAAGCAGGCAGAAGGAUGGCUGAAUUUCCUACCGACCCCAUGCUCGCGAAAAUGUUGUUAGCUAGUGAAAAAUAUAAAUGUUCUGAAGAGGUUGUCACAAUUGCGGCAAUGCUAUCAGUAAAUAGUUCCGUCUUCUACCGGCCUAAAGAUAAAAUAAUCCAUGCAGAUACAGCAAGAAAAAAUUUCUUUCAUCACAAAGGAGAUCAUCUGACAAUUAUGAACUUAUACAAUCAGUGGGUUGCUUCAGAUUAUUCGGUGCAGUGGUGCUAUGAAAACUUCGUGCAGUAUAGAUCGAUGAAACGAGCUCGAGAUGUUCGUGAACAAUUAGUCAGCCUGAUGGAAAGGGUAGAAAUUGAAAUGGUUACAAGUUUAUCUGAUGAUACUAAUAUAAGAAAGGCCAUAACGUCUGGUUAUUUCUAUCAUAUAGCAAAAUUUUCAAAAGGUGGUCAUUAUAAAACUGUAAAACAUAAUCAGACAGUUAUGAUACAUCCUAAUAGUGCUCUAUUUGAAGACCUUCCACGAUGGGUGAUUUACCAUGAGCUUGUAUUUACAUCUAAAGAAUUUAUGAGACAAGUCACCGAAAUUGAGAGCAAAUGGCUACUGGAGGUAGCGCCUCAUUAUUACAAAUCAAAGGAAUUAGAAGAUUCAACAAAUAAGAAAAUGCCCAAAACAUUGGGGAAAUCUGCAAAAAAUUAGUAAAAAUUUGAUUACAGUAGAUUCAAUAAAAGUUUCCACUUUCUCCGUUUAUUGUUGAUCCUGUUCUUCGGUUUUCAUAACACGACAUUCCACUUUUUUUACACUUCCUUGUGAUUUAAAUGUAGAACCAAUGUUGGUAAUUCUUUAUGAUAAAAUCAUCUAUAAUUUGUUAAAAUUUAAAAUGAUGUCGCAGAUAUUUCAAGACACGUUUGUUUUAUUGGCAAAUGUGCUCACGGUUCAUCUAUACCGAAGUCUAGACAAAACACAUCAUGAACGCCGGCACCUCCCUGGAAACUUUGUCUAUUUCUCAAUUUUAGUCAUUACGAAAAUCAUAAAUAUUUGCGGGUUUGAUUUUUACGGUGUUACCUAUUUCUUUUAUCGUGGACAUGAGAUUAGUAAGUCAGUAGAAAAAUUGUUACCUGCGGAUUUUUAACACCGGCAGUCGCAUCGCUCAAUAAGAGUUCAUAGUUUUAUCGAUUAAUAUUUUAUCGAUUUUUGCACCUUGCUGAAAGGACAUGUUGCGCCCCUCAAGAAACAGGCAUGAAGAGUUUUUGCCAGAGCCAAAUAUGGUACGCGGCAAAUAAUACUCUGGAAAUGUACCGUGUAGUAGAUGAACGCAACGUUAGAUACCGAAUAGUAAUGAGGGAUUAAAGGUAACGGAAUGAUCUCAAACAAUUUCUUAAAGCACUCUCAUGGAAUAAAACCCCACAAAACAGCGAGAAGGAACUAAAAUCCUUUGAGAUGAACUUGUCCUGGGGUUGGUUUUUCAAAGAAAAUUUAAGGAAGUCAGCAGAUUGACUGUAGCCACUGAUGACCAAUUACCAUCAG